Molecule: messenger RNA, 2838 nt
Organism: Ustilago hordei
Lineage: Eukaryota; Fungi; Basidiomycota; Ustilaginomycetes; Ustilaginales; Ustilaginaceae
Exons: 1
Coding region: 1-2838 (945 amino acids)
Source: RefSeq, a predicted model, not a curated record
AUGCAUCAGCUUUUGUUUUUUUACUUUUGCUCAAUCAUCAUUCUCCUGAAGGCGAAUCUUGCAGGCUGCGUAGGUCAAGACGAUCCACAUGCAGCAAGACCGUCUGACAGCGGUGGUUAUCAACCCCUUUCAAGGUUUAUCCACAAAUACGACAUCACCGAUCGAUCCACUCGUCGCCUAAUCACCACAGCUCGCUAUCAAGAGCUCUCGAAGAUCGCAGAAGUUAAGCUGGACAAGUUCUAUCAAAAGUAUUGGGUAAGACUUGGGAAUUCUGGAAUCAAAAAGCUUCUAGAAGAUGGUUCUUUUACCACUCCCGAUGAUCUCCGUCGCCAUCCUUGGCAUGCAGAGAUUUUCGAAAAAGAAUCCUAUACGCCGGUGCUGUUCCUCAAAGUCCGUUCCUUCUCUCACGACAAUCCGAUGGGUAAGGACAACCCUGAUGUUGCCAUUUUCAUGCACAAGCUGCAGGUUUCAGAGCUUACCAAGGCUACGUACACGCUCGAGCUCAAAUACUUCAUCCGAGGGCCACUCGAUACCGCCGGAGGUGGUGAUUCCAGACCAAGUGUUCUGUGGGAAAGGCUUAAAAUCUCUGCUGGUUCAUUGUGGCUGAGCGAUGUCAAGGACGUGUACAAAUGGCCAGUUCUGGAGGAUCUCGAACGGCUCGGUUACGAUCCCACGAGGAUCGAGAGCGAAAUUCUAUCGUACAAUCAUCUCUUGUCCCACAACAUGCACCUUUUGACAAGUAGGACGAACAUGGCCCGUAUUCUAAGAGGAGCGCGAUGGUACAUGAAGCAGUUCGAUCGUCAUGAUGGGGGAUUGCAGUUCAAGCAAUACAGUCUCAUGCUCGCCCCCGUGGAUGGUGAAGAAAAAUCAGAACCAUGGUUUCAGGCUCCCCUAUUUGACGAGCACAACUUAGAGAAGAACCUUUUCAAGUUGAAGAAUUAUGUUUCCAACGAUGGCCAGAGCUACCCGUUUCUUGAUCGAGUCCAGUACAAAGCCCAAACAGGACAAGAAGGAAAGCUAGAGUUAGUUCCGAUUGCAAUCGUCCGACCCAUCAGCGUUGUCCCUUCUCUCCGAUUCAAGAAAAUUUAUAACAUCAAGCCACGCUACCGCCGACACGACAAGAUCUUGUUCACGUAUUUCGAGUCGACAAGCUUUUGGCUUGAUAGGGAUUCCAAGCUUCCGCAAAGUGAGGAGGACGCGAAGCCUCUUUUCGGUCUACCACGACCUGCUGGACACCCGCUCAAUCCACGAACGUGGGCUUCGCAUCAGAUGGUUCCAUCCGGUACUGGAUCGAUACUCAAGUAUCCCGCCGUCAAACAAGACGAUCGCAAGGCGAUGGAACCAGUGUUGUCGGAGACAAGGGCAGAAAGCUCUGAAGCACGACGAAGUGAUCGAGGCCGGGGGAGAGGCGAACUAAAUGACGCUCAAAAGGCUCCUCACGGCCCCUACUUGGGAAAGGAAGUCGUCAGCAGGUUCGACAAUCCCGAAUCCGAAUCACGAAAGCAGCCUUGGGUUGACCUCGGUCCUCCGGCUCCAGAGAAUCAGCGUGUGGAUGCUUCACUUCCGCCACCACCUCAGCACAGAACUCGAGAGCUCGAAGAUGGCGAACAUUGGGAACACGAUCAAUAUCCGAGGCCAGAGCCCUUGUAUGAUCAGCCUGGGUUCAUUCCACCAACACCUGGCUCUGAUCUAGCUAUCUUUCCUCACGGAUCCCCUCCGCCUUCCGACGUACCUUCUGGGUCUGGCCGCAAGCACGUCUUAUCAAGCUCUGAGCAGCUAGAGCCGAUGCCUCAGUCCGACGCGCCACAGAGGGAGCAUCGCUCUCCCACGCAAGAAGUGCUAGACCGCCUUGCUCACAAUUGGGCUCCGUCCCCAAAAAGACCACGCUUGAGUUCGAUAAGGUCGCCCGAACUUCCUCCUCCCAAUGUACACGACUUCUCGGAUGUGCAUAAUUCUCGAUCGAUCGAUCAGGUGUCCGUGGGCUCCGAUCCCAUAGGCGAGCAUCGACCGGUCUCCCCACAGCAAGCUCAAAUGACAAGUACUUGGUCGAAUCUGCCACCAAUCGGCGAGUUUUCAAAUGAUCACCUGGAUAAUUCUUUUCUAGACCACUCGCCUUUGCAUCACGACGCCUUCGGUAUAUCUUCUGCGGGAGGAGAAGGUACCCUACACCGUGCAUCGAUACUUGCACCUCCUGGCGUGGAGUCGCAACAGGUUUCUCAGCCGGUACACAUGCCCACUGAUCAAACUUACGAACGCAACCUGCAUCCCUUCAAUGCCUUAGCAGUCAGUGGUACCUCUCCAUACGACGACAACUUGCAUCAAUCGCCUGCCUCAAUGUACGCUCAGACGCCGCCAAAGCCCUUUCAACAGCACGAGCCGACCGAGUUCGAUCUCGCUUCUAGCUUUCGCUUUUCACCUUCACCCUGGCGUGAUCCCUCUUUCCAUGAUCAGGCCAGAGCAACAAACGUCGCUCAGCAGCAUCAAACGAUACCCUUCUCGGGAAGCGGUGCAUCGCCUCGCUUUCAACGACAAUCAAGUCAGCCAGAUCGUCAGCCAGAUAUACUCGAGGCGUUGGAAGCACAUCUAGGGCCCAGCCGUGACCAGCGUUUGGGACACCACGCAACGAGACAGUCUAGCCUUCAGAAUGAUCGCCAGGCGAACCUAUUGGACCAACUGCAGGCACAUCUCGAGCCAUGGCAUCAUGACUCGUGGCAGCAGUCCAGGUCGAGGCAUUCGAGCCCUCAAGAUGCUCAUGAGCAGAAUCUGUUCGAGGAUUUGGUGGCUCAUCUGGGCCCAGAACACGGUGAUAUUUGGCGGCUUAGGAGGCCGACGCCGUAG